This is a messenger RNA of Cantharellus anzutake, 606 nucleotides long. RefSeq lists its product as uncharacterized. NCBI's taxonomy places the organism in Eukaryota, Fungi, Basidiomycota, Agaricomycetes, Cantharellales, Hydnaceae. The record is from RefSeq and is a predicted model, not a curated record. The transcript is spliced from 3 exons. Bases 198 to 524 code for a protein of 108 amino acids.
GAUUUGCAUACAGUCUGGCUUCCGGUCCGGGUUCGGCUCACGCUCCUUGUGCCGUUCGCCUUCGAACGUGAGCGGGUGUUAGACACUCUUGAGAUCACACAACUUGCACUCGGGAACACCAGACCCCACCAUUCCGCCUUGCUGCCGAAUUCCGGAAUCCGUCGGGCAAGGCAGAGAAUCACCAUCAGUUCUUGUUCAUGCCCGCCAGCAAUUAUUGCUCAUCUUGUUUCCAUCCGAUCAGGAUGGUUCCCCCAUUACUGGCACUCUUGUUCAUUGGCUCUGUUUCCACCCACAAAGUUCGGACGCACACAUGGGUACGUCAUGUCCGAUCUUUUCAUGCCUGCCCUCAGCCUCAUGCCGUGAUAAUUCAACGAGAAUCAGUAGUCGAUCCCCCAAACGUACGACACUUGGAAUGCGCAGUCAUCCAUCGUCUUUUCAACUGGUCGAGACCGGACGUGAUUACCUCGUGGACAAGGACCCUCUUUUCUUCAUAUGCAACCCGAACUUUUACUACAAGAUGUUGAAUAUUAAUUCGGAUUGCUUCCCCCGUUUCAUAAGUUCAUAGUAAGCCACAACUUCUGAUGAGCAGUGAUUGGCCAACUUCGU